GAGGCAUCGAUCUCAGCACCCCACCAGCGUAGCCGGCAGGAACAUCUGAAGCACAACUCCCACCGCAAGGAAGUCAAGUUUGGUGACUACAUCCUCGGCAGUACUUUGGGUGAAGGAGAGUUCGGCAAGGUGAAGAUGGGCUGGAAGAAGGAUAGCACCGUGCAAGUCGCCAUCAAGCUGAUCAGAAAGGAGGCUUUGAGCGGGAAUGCAACCCGGCUGCCCAAGAUCUACCGCGAAAUCAGCAUCCUGCGCGAACUUCAGCAUCCGAAUAUCGUACGGUUGCACGAGUUCAUCGAGACCGAGCGGCACAUGGGCAUCGUGCUGGAGUAUGCCUCGAGAGGCGAACUGUUCGACUACAUCCUGAACCACCGUUACCUCAAGGAUCCGCAGGCUAGGAGACUGUUCGCCCAGCUGGUUUCCGGUGUUGGCUACCUGCACAAGAAAGGGAUCGUGCAUCGCGACCUGAAGUUGGAGAAUCUGCUGCUCGAUCGGAAUAAGAACAUCAUCAUCACCGAUUUCGGCUUCGCGAACACUUUUAAUCCGCAGGAUGAGCUUGGCGAGGAGAUUGAGCGCAAUAUACAUGACAAGAAUUUUGUGAAGCAGAAGGGGUUGGAUGCUGUUGGGGCUGACAAUCAUCGUCGGGGUGACUUGAUGCAGACGAGUUGUGGUAGUCCUUGUUAUGCAGCGCCUGAGCUGGUGGUGUCGGAUGGUUUGUACACGGGGCGGAAGGUUGAUGUUUGGAGCUGUGGUGUUAUUCUGUAUGCCAUGCUCGCCGGUUACUUACCCUUUGAUGACGACCCUGCUAACCCCGAGGGCGACAACAUCAACUUACUGUACAAGUACAUCACUUCCACACAGCUGACGUUCCCAGAGUAUGUCUCG
Molecule: messenger RNA, 882 nt
Organism: Baudoinia panamericana UAMH 10762
Lineage: Eukaryota; Fungi; Ascomycota; Dothideomycetes; Mycosphaerellales; Teratosphaeriaceae
Exons: 2
Biological process (GO): intracellular signal transduction; protein phosphorylation; microtubule cytoskeleton organization
Cellular component (GO): cytoplasm
Molecular function (GO): ATP binding; tau-protein kinase activity; protein serine/threonine kinase activity
Source: RefSeq, a predicted model, not a curated record